Passer domesticus (house sparrow) is the source of this 1198-nucleotide messenger RNA. Its product is annotated as forkhead box protein L1-like. Gene Ontology annotation, molecular function: DNA-binding transcription factor activity, RNA polymerase II-specific; RNA polymerase II cis-regulatory region sequence-specific DNA binding. The coding region runs from base 2 to 1198 and encodes 398 amino acids. The transcript has a single exon. Gene Ontology annotation, biological process: cell differentiation; anatomical structure morphogenesis; regulation of transcription by RNA polymerase II. NCBI's taxonomy places the organism in Eukaryota, Metazoa, Chordata, Aves, Passeriformes, Passeridae. The record is from RefSeq and is a predicted model, not a curated record.
CAUGGCCGAGACGGAGCCCGGCGAAUGGAGGGCGGCAGGCACCGGGCCGGGCACCGGGACGGGCACCGAGGGCAUCACCGAAUACAUCACCGAGCUGGGCACCGAGUGCAUCACCGAGCGCAUCACCGGGACGGGCACCGAGGGUAUUACCGAAUGCAUCACCGAACGGGGAGCCGAGUGCAUCGCGGAGCCGGGCAGCGGGCCGGGCACGGCGGGGUGGCCGCAGAGGCCUCGCUACUCGUUCGUGGCGCUGAUCACCAUGGCCAUCCGGGCCAGCCCCGGGCAGCGGCUGCCCCUGAGCGGCAUCUACGCCUACAUCGCGGAGCGCUUCCCCUUCUACCGCGGCGCCGGCCGCCAGUGGCAGAACAGCGUCCGCCACAACCUCAGCCUCAACCCCUGCUUCCGACGGCUGCCCUGCCGCCGCGGCCGCUCCGGAGAGUGGGCGCUGGACCCCGCUUUCCAGGACAUGUUCCCGGAGGGGAAUUACGGCCGCCGCCGCCGCCGCCGCCGCCCGUCCGCAUCGCCCGCGCCGCCCCCCGGCAUCGCACCGCGCCCCGGGGUGGGCUCGGUACCCGGGGUGGGCUCGGUACCCGGGGUGGGCUCGGUACCCGGGGUGGGCACGGUACCCGGGGUGGGCUCGGUACCCGGGGUGGGCUCGGUACCCGGGGUGGGCACGGUACCCGGGAUGGGCUCGGUACCCGGGAUGGGCUCGGUACCCGGGGUGGGCUCGGUACCCGGGGUGGGCACGGUACCCGGGGUGGGCUCGGUACCCGGGGUGGGCUCGCCCCUCGAGAUGAGCUCAUCCCCCGGGAUGGCCUCGUCCCCCAGGAUGGCCUCACCCCCCGGGAUGGGCUCGGUACCCGGGGUGGCAUCGCUCCCCGGGCUGGCAUCUCUCCCCGGGAUGGGCUCGUCCCCCGGGAUGGUCUCGCUCCUCGGGGUGGCCUCAUCCCCCGGAGUGGCCUUGUCCCCCGGGAUCCCCCCGGGCCCCGCCGCUCCCUGGCUCCCGCCGCCCCCCGGGAUGCUCGCCGAGCCCCCGCAGCUCCCCGAGCUCCGCCCGGGCCCCGCCGCUCCGUGGCCGCCGGGGCCCUGGGCAGCGCUGGUGCUGCCCCGCCGCUGCCCGGGGCCGCCGCCGCCGCUGCCGGCCUGGGCGCCGGUGACCGGAGACCGCGGGGCCCGGCUGUCGCCCGCCUUCCGCUGA